This is a messenger RNA of Darwinula stevensoni, 2062 nucleotides long. The record is from the annotation of a GenBank genome assembly. Lineage: Eukaryota; Metazoa; Arthropoda; Ostracoda; Podocopida; Darwinulidae.
GUACCACGUGGGGAUAUGAUAUAUCUGCCUCGGUGACUUGAGUCACCUUGGAGCCCUAGACGUACGUUCCAUUUGGCUGAAGAAGUUGCCUCUUGUCCAUAACAAUGGAAAGUGAGAGGAAGAGGAUCUUCACCAUUCUCUACGGCAGUCAGACGGGGACUGCGCAGGAUGUUGCAGAAAGAGUUGGAAGAGAUGCAGUGAGGAAUUCAGCAGACCUGACAGUUUUAAACACUUCCAGGAUGCAAUUUGAGUCACACGUGAAGCCCAUGGAUGACUACGAUGUGUCCGAUCUUCCCGACGAGAGCCUCAUGCUGUUUGUGUGUGCCACAACUGGACAGGGAGAAGAGCCUGAUAACAUGAAGAAGUUCUGGUCGUUCCUACUGAGGAAAUCUCUACCUGCAAAUUCCUUGAGUGGGAUGAACUAUGGAGUCCUUGGUCUUGGGGAUUCAUCUUACCAGAAGUUCAACUUUGUUGCCAAGCGCCUUCACAAGAGAUUGCAUCAGCUUGGGGCAAGGCCGCUCUUACCAGUAGGAUUGGCAGAUGAUCAGCAUGAUCUGGGACCAGAUGCUGUCACUGUGCCAUUUUUGGAGAGCUUCUACAUGAAAGUCUUGGAUGUAUCACCCUUGCCACCUGGAGUCAAGGUCAUUGACUCAUCCAUCCUCCUCCCUCCAAAGUAUGAAGUGAAAGUAUUGGAGGGUGGCUUGCCGGAUCAAGUGCAGAAUGCAACAAGAAAUGUAUCAGAUAUUUAUGACCUCAAGAACCCAUGGUUUGCAGAAGUGAUCCACAACAAACGGGUAACUGCUACCGAUCACUGGCAGGACGUGCGACUGAUUUCCUUCAACAUUGAAAAAUCUUUCAUCUCUUAUGUACCUGGCGAUGUGGCCAUGAUCAUGCCAAAAAAUUCUCCCAAUGAUGUUCAAGAAAUCCUGGACACUCUAGAGCUGAAUGGCGAGACGGUGAUAUCGAUCCACGAGAGAAAUCCCAAUGCACCUCUGCCCCCUGAAUCAAUCCUGCCCAGUAGAUGCUCCUUGUGGCAGUGCUUCCAAGACUACCUUGACAUCAAGUCUGUCCCAAAAAGAUACUUCUUUGAACUGUUGAGUAAGUUCACCCCAAACGAGCUGGAGCGCGAGAGGCUUCAAGAGUUCUGCUCUCCCGAGGGAGCAAACGACGUGCUGGAUUACUGCAUCAGACCGAAACGCUCCAUCGUGGAAGCCUUGCAGGAUUUCCCUCAUGCUACUCAGGCCAUCCCACUGGAAUAUUUGUUUGAUCUCAUUCCCUCCAUGAAGCCUCGAGCUUUCUCCAUUGCCUCUUCGCCCAAGGCUCAUCCAGGGCAACUGCAGGUCCUCGUUGCAGUUGUACAGUAUCGCACCAAGAUCAAAAAGCCCCGGCUUGGUGUCUGUUCCAAUUAUCUGGCAGGGCUGAAACAAGGAGACAAGGUUGUGUUGUGGGUGCGAAAGGGAACACUUCGAUUCCCCAAACAGCCUUCAGACUUGCCAGUGGUGAUGAUAGGACCAGGAACAGGAGUGGCUCCUUUUCACUCUUACAUCUUGGACGAAUUCCAUGACGAUGCCAAAAGACACGCAAAGAAUGGAGAACCGGGUCGUCUGCUCCUGUUCUUUGGAAGCCGUAAUCGAGACAAGGAUUACUUCUUUCAGCCUGAGUAUGAGCACAUGAUGAAAUCAAGCCCCAUGCUGAAAGUCAUCACUGCCUUUUCCAGAGAUCAGGACCAAAAAAUAUACGUCCAACAUCGUCUGCGAGAGCAUUCGGCUCUGGUGUGGGACGCCGUCGACCGCGACGCCUUAAUCUGCAUCGCCGGCAACUCAAAGCAGAUGCCCGAAGCCGUUCGGGAAGCCAUCAGAGACGCCAUAAAGGAAAACGGAGGCAUGACCGAAGAGGAUGCAUCCGCAUAUCUCGCGAGACUUGAAGCUCGUGGAAGACUUCAAAUGGAAACUUGGUCCUGAUGCAUCUCGAUUAAUUGUUAGACUGCAAGAUCUGAAGAGAGCAUCUAAGUCACCACUUCUCCUGGGCCGACACCGAUGCAGAUGUUUUUUUUUUUUCAUGA